UAACCUCCGUCGAAAUGGACACCGAAGAAGUUGUGGAAAGAAUUCCUGUGGAAAGUCCGCUGAAAAAUCGUCUUCGCCGUCUUUUCUCUGCCAGCCAGAUGUACGAAUGUAUACAGCCUCUGAUGUUCUUGCUCUACUGGCAUGGCCUGAGUCCUUUCUACAUAGCCAACGAUAAAAAUGGCAAAAAGGAGCUGAAGGAAUCCAUGUGGGGUUACAUCAAUGUCGGUGUCCAUAUUUUGGUCUACGGCGCCUGUUAUAUCCUGACUUUAACGAAUGACCACGAAACGGUCGCUGGACAUUUCUUUCAAACGGAAAUUUCAUUCUUUGGCGACUUCAUGCAAAUACUCAGUGGAUUUAUUGGCGUGACUGUUAUUUACCUCUCGGCCAUAUUGCCGAAACAGUAUGUCCAGCAUAGCUUGGCAAUUAUCCAGUUUAUGGAUGACCAGUUGCGUGAGUUGGGCGUAAGGAUACGUUACACGAAAAUCAUACGUUUUAACUACGUGUUCCUGGCAUCGAUGAUUUUGGCAAAUUUGUGUUAUACGAUUGGCUGUAUCUUCAUCUUGAGAUCGGGUGAGAGGAUACCGUCGUUUUCGUUACAUGUCACGUUCGUAAUGCAGCACACGGUGGUGUUGUAUGUUGUAACGGUUUUCGGAUGCUUCACCCGGAUGCUGGAUAUGCGUUUCCAUAUGAUGCAGAAGCCUUUGUUUUUCCUACUCUACUGGCAUGGCCUGGUACCCUUUUACAUCGAUAGCGAUGCGAAUGGCGAGAAACGAAUGAAACAAUCCGCAUGGGGUUAUGUCAAUGUAGCCCUCCACAUCGUUGUCUAUGCGGCCUGCUACACCAUGACGUUGUUGAAUGAUUUCGAAACUGUGGCCGGUUACUUCUUCAGUUCGCACAUCUCACAUUUUGGAGAUUUUAUGCAAAUCCUAAGCGGAUUCCUGGGCGUAAUGGUAAUCUAUUUGACGGCAAUUAUUCCAAAGCAGUAUGUCCAACACAGCAUGGCAGUAACGCAGGAAAUGGACCAUCUGCUCCGUGGCAUGGGCAUCAAAAUAAUGUAUAGUAAAAUAUUGCGCUUCAGUUAUAUUUAUAUUUUGACUAUGGUCACGGCGAAUUUGGCCUAUACCACGGGAAGUUUCCGACUGCUAAGGAAGAUCAAUGAGCGGCCAUCGUGGUCGCUGCAUGUCACUUUUAUACUGCAACAUACUGUAGUGCUGUCGGCGGUGGCAAUGUUUUCCUGUUUUACGCGAAUGAUUGAAAUGCGUUUCAACAUGAUGAAUCAGGUAAGAGGGGGGUUGAAAGAGAAGACAACAAUUUUUAUUUCCCAAAAAUCGUCCUAUUAG
This is a messenger RNA of Musca domestica (house fly), 1340 nucleotides long. Its product is annotated as putative gustatory receptor 28b. The transcript has 3 exons. Bases 15 to 1340 code for a protein of 441 amino acids. NCBI's taxonomy places the organism in Eukaryota, Metazoa, Arthropoda, Insecta, Diptera, Muscidae. The record is from RefSeq and is a predicted model, not a curated record. Gene Ontology annotation, biological process: sensory perception of taste. Gene Ontology annotation, cellular component: membrane.